AUGGUGGGGAAGCACAAAGAUUUGAGAGAGAGAGAGAGAGAGAGAGAGAGAGAUGGAGUUUUCCCUGUCAUUGACAUGGAGAAACUCAAUGGCGAGGAGAGAGGAGCAACCAUGGAGAGGAUAAAAGAUGCUACAGAAUGCUCCUUCGUAGAAAACAACCAGAUGUUGAUGAACCAUGGCAUACCCCACGAGCUCAUGGACAGUGUGGAGAGGAUGACUAAAGAACACUACAAGAAGUGCAUGGAACAGAGGUUUAAAGAAAUGGUGGCAAGCAGGGGACUAGAGGCCGUUCAGUCGGAAAUCAAUGACUUGGACUGGGAAAGCACCUUCUUCUUGCGCCAUCUUCCUGUUUCUGACAUGUCAGAUAUCCCUGAUCUUGAAGAAGAUUACAGGAAGGCAAUGAAGGAAUUUGCAGGGAAAAUAGAGAAGCUAGCAGAAGAGCUUCUGGACUUGCUAUGCGAGAAUCUUGGGCUAGAGAAAGGAUACCUCAAGAAGGCCUUCUAUGGCUCCAAGGGUCCAACCUUUGGCACCAAGGUCAGCAACUACCCUCCGUGUCCCCGCCCGGAGCUGAUCAAGGGUCUCCGGGCCCACACCGAUGCUGGCGGCAUCAUUCUUCUCUUCCAGGAUGACAAAGUCAGCGGCCUCCAGCUCCUCAAGGAUGGCAAGUGGAUCGAUGUUCCGCCAAUGAAAUACUCAAUUGUGAUCAAUAUUGGCGACCAACUCGAGGUAAUCACAAAUGGAAAAUACAAGAGCGUAAUGCACCGUGUGAUUGCUCAGACGGACGGGAACAGAAUGUCCAUUGCCUCGUUCUACAAUCCAGGCAGUGACGCGAUCAUUUACCUGCACCUGCACUGUUGGAGAAAGAAGAUCAACAGCAGCAAGCAAGGAGCCACGGUUCGAAGCCAUGAAGGCGAUGGCAAGUGCCGUCAACUUGGGCCCGAUUGCCACAGCAUGACUGCAUUGUGGAAGCUACCGACUGAUGCUAAUAAACCAGAUUAA
Molecule: messenger RNA, 999 nt
Organism: Thlaspi arvense
Lineage: Eukaryota; Viridiplantae; Streptophyta; Magnoliopsida; Brassicales; Brassicaceae
Source: the annotation of a GenBank genome assembly